Chiloscyllium plagiosum (whitespotted bambooshark) is the source of this 1727-nucleotide messenger RNA. RefSeq names its product matrix metallopeptidase 23ba (gene mmp23ba). Lineage: Eukaryota; Metazoa; Chordata; Chondrichthyes; Orectolobiformes; Hemiscylliidae. Gene Ontology annotation, molecular function: metalloendopeptidase activity; zinc ion binding. Gene Ontology annotation, cellular component: extracellular matrix. The record is from RefSeq and is a predicted model, not a curated record. Gene Ontology annotation, biological process: proteolysis; extracellular matrix organization; collagen catabolic process.
AGAGCUUAAAGUUAAUAACUUUUGACAGGAAUAAAUGUGUGUUGCAGGAUUGUUGCUACAGCAACUGUUGUUGCUGGCACCCGCCUGUCAGCUCAAGAUUAAACAAAACCAUACUCUGAAGAACAAAAAGCAAACAGUUCUGUUGUUGGUUAUCUAAAAUCUAAACUGAAGAUGCUGAGCAGAUCAAGUAGCCUCUGGAGAGAGAAAAGACAAUGAUCUCCAGACACGCUCCUGGACAGAGUGGUCUAAGUCUGAGGCACUGAAGGGAACGUGGGAAAACUUUGACCAUGAUGGAGUUUUUUCGAAGGUCGGAAGAUGAAGAUUAUUUCACAAAUAUUAAGUUUUUGAUAUGCAUUGCUGUGUCGUUCAUGUUCAUAGUUGGAGAUAAAUCUGUUGAUGCAUUUCCUGCUUGGACACCUCAGUUAGAAAAUACUGUACCUCCCAGUUUUUUGGUGUUCGAUGUUCACUCCACAUUCCAGCACCAGGCAAGAAAGAAGAGGUACACAUUAACUCCGCAGAUGCAGAAAUGGGAUCAUUUCAAUCUAACAUACAAAAUUCUGUCCUUUCCAAAGACCCUGAAUGAAAAGGACACAGAAAAGGGAAUCGCACUCGCUUUUCAAAUGUGGAGCGAAGUUUCUCCUUUCAAUUUCACUCAAGUUCCUGCAAAUGUCAGUGCUGACAUUAAAAUAGGAUUUUAUUCCAUAAAUCACACCGACUGCUUGGAAGUGACUUCUCAUCCGUGUUUUGAUGGAAUAACUGGAGAACUAGCACAUGCUUUCUUUCCAUCCAAUGGAGAAAUCCAUUUUGAUGAUUUUGAACAUUGGCAAUUGGGUAAAACUCGCUUCAGCUGGAAGAAAAUUGUCUGGCUUACUGAUUUGGUACAUGUUGCAGCCCACGAGAUUGGACACAGCCUUGGAUUAAUGCACUCACAGAACACAAAUGCACUUAUGCACAAAAAUGCGACUUUAAUAGGAAAAGAUAAAAUCAGUCAGGAUGAUAUCUGGGGGAUUUGGAGGCUGUAUGGUUGCCUGGACAGACUUGAUGAAUGUCCUUCCUGGGCGCAGAUGGGUUUCUGUGAAAAACAACUUUCUUUCAUGAAGAAGCAUUGUCCCUUAAGCUGUGACUUCUGCAGAGAUCCACCCAUUCCAACCAAUGCACCUACACCUUUACCUCCCAGGACUAAAGUUAGGCGAGUUUCCAAAGGGCGGAAGGUUACAGUUCAAUGUGGACGAAAGGUUGCUCAUAAGAAAGGGAUACUGCAAUGGUAUAAAGAUGACGAGCUAUUAGAGUUUUCAUAUGCUGGUUAUAUCUCCAUGAUGGGGAAUAAGCUCAUCAUUGUUGCUAAUGCAAUCAAUCAAGGAACCUACACCUGUCUAGUGAAGAAAAAAGACAAAAUUCUUACAAAAUACUCGUGGCGGUUAAUAGUUAAAGAGUAAAAGACUUUAAACAAUGUAUUAACGUGUUAAGUAGAUCAUACCCUGUACCUAGUUAUGUAAUGUUUUAUUGCAUCAUGAUGCUUUCAAUUUCCACUUAUUGUUUGUACAGUGAUCUUUAUUAAAUCUGACUGACCAAUCUGUCAAAAUGUGGAACUUAUGGCUCUUUUUAUAAAAUAAAGUAUGUUGCUUCUCACAAGGCGAGUAAAUUGACUAAGUUUAGGAAUAGUAGCACUCUACCUGUGGCCAAAGACAAAGUAACUAGUGAAUCAGAAAAGCUCCCAUCAAACCUCC